AUGGCUCAAGACUUGGCUGCAAUGCGUUCGUUGCCUGAACGUAUCUCGUUUCCUGAUGAAGAAUUAAAGAUUUUAAAUCUUUGGGAAAGUAUUAAUGCUUUUCAUAAAUCCCUUGAACUAUCGAAAGACCGUAAACCAUUUACAUUUUACGAUGGUCCACCUUUUGCUACGGGUUUGCCACAUCAUGGACAUAUUUUAGCUGGCACGAUUAAAGACACAGUCACUCGUUAUGCUCAUCAAACGGGUCAUUAUGUAGAACGUCGCUUUGGAUGGGAUUGUCAUGGACUUCCGGUUGAAAAUGAAAUUAAUAAAAAAUUGGGUGUAAGUACAAAGGAACAAGUGUUUGAAAUGGGCAUUGACAAGUACAAUGCGGAGUGUCGUAGCAUUGUACAGCGGUAUACAAAUGAAUGGGAACGUGUUGUUAAGCGUAUUGGUCGUUGGAUUGAUUGUGAGAAUGAUUAUAAGACGAUGGAACCAUGGUACAUGGAAUCAGUUUGGAAUGUCUUUCGUACUAUUUUUGAUAAGGAUCUAAUUUAUCGAGGGUACAAAAUUCUACCUUACUCGACAGCUUGUACUACAUCACUUUCGAACUUUGAAGCGAAUUUAGAUUAUCGUGAUACCCCGGAUCCAUCUGUAGUUGUGACUUUUCCAUUACUUGAUGAACCAGACGUUGCUUUAUUAGCUUGGACUACGACUCCAUGGACAUUACCAUCAAAUUUAGCAUUAUGUGUGAAUGAAUCAUUAGAUUAUGUCAAAAUUAAGGAUUUGAAAACAAACAAAAUGUACGUAUUAGGUGAAACGCGAUUAUGUCAAGUGUACCCCAAGAUGACGAAAAAGGGUUACAAAGGUGGAGACUUUGAAAUUUUAGACAAAAUGAAAGGAUCGACUCUUGUGGGAAAGAAGUAUGUGCCAUUAUUUGAAUGUUAUCAAGAUUGGCCUAAUGCAUUUCGUGUUCUUGGUGAUAAUUACGUCUCGGAUUCAAAUGGAACUGGAAUUGUUCAUCAAGCUCCUACUUUUGGUGAAGAUGAUUAUCGAGUUUGUGUUCGUGAAGGUGUAACUGAUAAAUUUACAUUACCAGAUCCACUUGAUGACAAUGGCAUUUUUACUGAGAUUGUUCCACUUGUUCAAGGACUUUAUGUGAAAAAAGCUGAUGAUGUGAUUUGUCAGGAUCUUAAAGCACGUGGUCGUCUUGUUUCAAAAGGAACUGAGGUACAUAGUUAUCCAUUUUGCUAUCGAUCAGGUACACCAUUGAUCUACCGUGCUAUUCCUGGAUGGUUUGUUAAUGUUGAACGUAUUCGUGAUCGGAUUGUCGCGAAUAAUAAAUUGACAUAUUGGGUACCAAGUUUUGUACAAGAGAAACGCUUUCAUAAUUGGUUAGUUGAUGGCAAAGAUUGGAAUAUUUCUCGUGGUCGUUUUUGGGGUACUCCUCUUCCAUUAUGGGUAAGUGAUGAUUAUGAAGAAGUUGUUUGUGUGGGAUCGAUAGCAGAACUUGAAACACUUACAGGUGAAAAAGUAACAGAUUUACAUCGUGAGUUUAUUGAUCAUUUAACAAUUCCAUCAAAAAAAGGAAAAGGAAUAUUACAUCGAGUUCCAGAAGUUUUUGAUUGUUGGUUUGAAAGUGGUUCAAUGCCAUAUGCACAACAACAUUAUCCGUUUGAAAAUCAAUUGAAAUUUGAAAAGACCUUUCCAGCUGAUUUUGUAGCAGAAGGACUUGAUCAAACACGUGGAUGGUUUUAUACUUUAAUGGUUUUAUCUACUGCACUUUUUGAUAAACCAGCAUUUCAAAAUCUUAUUGUCAAUGGUCUUGUACUUGCUGAAGAUGGUCGAAAGAUGAGUAAAAGUUUAAAAAACUUUACAGAUCCAGAAGAAAUUUUACAACAAUAUGGAGCUGAUGCACUUCGUUUGUAUUUGAUUAAUUCACCAGUUGUACGGGCUGAACCUUUAAAGUUUCAACCUUUGGGUGUUUUUGGUGUCAUUCGAGAGAUUUUCUUACCUUGGUUUAAUUCUGCACGGUUCUUUGCUCAACAAGCUACACGUUUACAACUAGAGACUGGAAUAUCGUUCGUGCCUGAUCGAGAAUCUGCUUUAGCAUCAACAAAUGUAAUGGAUUCCUGGAUUCUUGCUGCUCUUCAUAAUCUCAUUAAAUUUGUACAUGAAGAAAUGAAAGCUUAUCGUCUUUAUACGGUCGUACCACGUCUUGUGAACUUUAUUGAACAACUCACAAAUUGGUAUGUGCGUUUGAAUCGUCCUCGUUUAAAAGGAAGUGCUGGUAGUACUGAAGCUGCAAUUGCUCUUUCGACAUUAUAUGAAGUUGAGUACAAUCUUGCAAAGCUUAUGGCACCUUUCACUCCAUUCUUUACAGAGUAUAUGUAUCAAUUUCUUCGUCAAUUCCAUCCCAAUGUUGUGACAUCAAGUGGUCAAGAUUUCGCAGAAGAUGUCGAUGGAGUAUCGUUAAGUAUUCAUUUUCUUAUGCUUCCUGACUUUGAUGCACGUCGUGUGGAUAAUGAUGUUGAAGUAUUGAUGAAGAAUUUGCAAUGUGUGAUUGAAAUGGGUCGAAUUGUACGUGAGCGUCGUAUGAUUUCAUUAAAAAAUCCUGUGAAGAAAGUUAUUGUCGUUUCGAAUCAACAAGAAACACUCGACGGUCUCUCUCGUCUUCAAACGUACCUUCAUGAUGAGUUAAAUAUGCGAGAUCUUGAAUUCUCGACUGAUGAAAAGAAAUGGUGUGUACUUAAAGCAGAAACAAAUAGUCGUGUUCUUGGUCGACGAUUGGGUAAAGCUUUAGCAAGUGUGAAGACACAAGUUGCUCAAAUGACACACGAUGACGUUGCUGCGUAUUUGUCGAGUAGAUGUGUUACAAUUGAUGGACAUGUGUUAAAGGGUGAAGAUUUGAUAGUUAAAAGAGAUUUUCAAGGUGAUUCGACAAUCUUUGAAGCCAAUGUAUCAUCGGAAGGAAAUCUUAUGGUGAUUAUUGAUACACGAGAAGAUGAAGAGCUGAAGAUGCAAGGAUGUGCACGGGAAGUUAUUACACGCGUUCAGAAAUUACGUAAGAAAGCAGGUCUUGUUGUUCAGGACAAGAUUCAUGUAUUUUAUCAAGAACAAGGAAGUGAAAAGGGCCCGAUUACCACAGCAAUUCAAACGUUUCAAACUAUGAUUGCAUCAGCAUUAGGAACGACACCUGUUCCACUAUCGCUUCAGCCUCCAUACAGUGUGACAAUUGUAUCGGAAGAAGCACAAUUUGCAGAUUCUAGCAUUAUGUUUGUCGUCGCUCGUCCUGCUGUCUUUUUUGCUUCAACGGAUGUAUUAGCAAAGCAUGAAUCGAUCAUCUCAAUUGAAGAAUUGAAAGCUUACGUGAGUUCGAUGAGAUUUCAAGAUGUUCAAGCUGCGUUGGAGUCGAUUGAUGGUUCGCUUACUGUACGAACGGUAAAAGGAGAGACAACAUUACAAGGUAAUGUGGACGUGUUUCUAGAUGCAAUGGCAUUAGCUAAAGCAUUGUAG
Molecule: messenger RNA, 3495 nt
Organism: Plasmopara halstedii
Lineage: Eukaryota; Oomycota; Peronosporomycetes; Peronosporales; Peronosporaceae
Product: isoleucine-trna ligase
Exons: 1
Coding region: 1-3495 (1164 amino acids)
Biological process (GO): isoleucyl-tRNA aminoacylation
Molecular function (GO): tRNA binding; aminoacyl-tRNA deacylase activity; ATP binding
Source: RefSeq, a predicted model, not a curated record